CUCCGAGCCGCGGCCGCUGCUCCCGGCCCCGCCGAGGCGCGGAUGGGCCCGGGCUGGGCACGGCCCCGCCGGGGAGGGAAGACUGGAAGGGGCUGGGGACUCCCUGCUGUGUCAGCUCCUUGUGGAGGACCACUCGGUCCAAGCUAGGCUGGCGAUCUCCAUUGGCUCUUCCAUGCCAUCCUGAGGAUGCUUGGAUGCUCCUGGACCAUCAUGGGAUGCAGCCUGUGCUGGCAAGGGAUGCUCGGAGGGGAAGAGAGGACGGCCGCGUAGACCUCGCCGAGCUCCCGCCUGCUCCGCCUGGACCAAGAGGACGGGCCGUGACCAGCCACGAUGAGCGCUCUGGCCCCCGCCUGAUCCCUUUCCUGCUGAUAAAAAUGAUCAACAAGUCUCGAGGGAAGAUACUCGGGGUGCUGGCGCUGUUUCUGGUGAUGGUUUGGUACUCGAUCUACCGGGAAGACAGGUACAUACAGCUCUUUUAUUUCCCUGUGCAAGAAAACAACAAGACAACGUGUCCCCUUGGGGAGGUGGAAAAGAAAGCGGCGCAGCUCAUCGGGAACUACACGAGGGACCACCCACUGUUCUUGCAGCUGAAGGAUUAUUUUUGGGUGAAGACGCCGUCGCUCUACGAGCUGCCCUACGGCACCAAGGGAAGUGAAGACGUCCUCCUGCGCUUGCUGUCCAUCACCCACUACUCCCUGCCCGAGAGCAUCCAGAGCCUGAAGUGCCGGAGGUGUGCCGUGGUGGGCAACGGCCACCGGCUCCGCAACAGCUCCAUGGGGGACACCAUCAACACCUACGAUGUCGUGAUCAGGCUGAACAACGCCCCGGUCCAUGGUUAUGAGCAGGACGUGGGCUCCAAGACCACCAUGCGCCUCUUCUACCCCGAGUCAGCCCACUUUGACCCCCAGACUGAGAACAACCCUGACACGCUGCUGGUGCUCGUGCCCUUCAAGCCCAUGGACUUCCAGUGGAUGGAGGCCAUCCUUAACGACAAGAAGAGGGUUCGGAAAGGGUUUUGGAAACAGCCCCCACUGAUCUGGGACGCCAACCCGGAGCAAGUGCGCGUCCUCAAUCCCUACUACAUGGAAGUAACUGCUGCUAAACUGCUCAACCUCCCCAUGAAGCAACCACGGAAGAUCAAACAGAAGCCCACCACAGGGCUGCUGGCCAUCACCUUGGCACUGCACUUCUGUGACCUGGUGCACAUCGCGGGCUUUGGCUACCCUGAUUCGGCCAACAAGAAGCAAACCAUCCACUACUAUGAACAGAUCACACUCAAGUCCAUGGCUGCGUCGGAACACAAUGUGUCACACGAGGCCGUGGCCAUCAAGCGGAUGCUGGAGCUGGGACUCGUCAGGAACCUCACCUACUUCUGAGGGCGGCGGGGCUGCGCAGGGACACGGUCCCCAGGGCGAGGAGACACCGUCCCCUUCGGCGAGGGGACACCAUCCCAUGCGGUGAGGGGACACCGCGCUGGCAUGGCCGGAGUGACCGAGGGCAGAGCAUCGUUGUCACCACCGCCACCACGGCCUGGGACUCUUGGAGCAGGGCUGGGGCUGGAGGGCCGCGCUGGACCGCGGGUGCCCAGGGUGGGGCUGCUCUUGGGGGGUGCAGGGAGCCCGGCGGGGCCGUGGCCCAGCGCCUUUUCUACUGACACACUGAAGCUACCGAGGACUUGGAGGGGGUUUUUGGGGUAGGGGCGACCUCCCUCCCAGCAGGACUGAGGGGGUGAGUCAGGGCAGGAGCCCUUGCCCUGGACAUUCUCUUUCCCUUAAUUCCCUCAUACACUGACGAGGGCCCUGCGGAGGGGCUGAUUUUGGGGUCCUGACCCCUCUCCCCCCAGGGAAUGGGAGCCUUUAGAGGCUAAUGUUGCCUCCUCCCUGCCCUGGACCUCCCCCCAAAUAUUUAAUUCCCUCCCUUUUUUUUUAAUUUCCUUUUUUACUUGGCGGCCCUGUCCUGUGCCUUAGUGCUGGUGUAGGGACUCGUCCCCACAGCCCCCCUGGGUGGGGGCACCCUGGGGUGCUUGGCUUCGGCGUCUGUCAGGGCCCUUUGGUGGUGCAGAUUAAUUUAAUUAAUUUAAAUGCGUAUUUAUGGUGGAGCUUUCACCCAGGGCCCGCAUGCCACUGGUGUCAGGGACAAGGGGCCUUGGGUGGGCUGGCGUGUGCUUGGCUCCAGGGGUGGGCAUUUGGGAUGUCCCCUCACCAUGGAGGGGUUGACUGGUGCCUUCUCCCUGUUGGUGUAGGGUCCCCUCUGCCCCCGUGGGGCUGCAGGUGUUGGGGGGACCCAUGGAUGGGGGUGUUGGGGCUCAUGCUGGCACCCAAUAAAGUCCUGGUGAGGCUGGGA
Messenger RNA from Vidua chalybeata, 2343 nucleotides. RefSeq names its product ST3 beta-galactoside alpha-2,3-sialyltransferase 4 (gene ST3GAL4). The record is from RefSeq and is a predicted model, not a curated record. NCBI's taxonomy places the organism in Eukaryota, Metazoa, Chordata, Aves, Passeriformes, Viduidae. The coding region runs from base 195 to 1376 and encodes 393 amino acids. Gene Ontology annotation, biological process: glycolipid biosynthetic process. The transcript is spliced from 13 exons. Gene Ontology annotation, molecular function: sialyltransferase activity.